CCCUCCACAGCCCCUGCGGAGCGAGGGCGAAGACAAGGCUGCCUGGGGCCGAAACCAUGAAUCGGAGUUUCCACAAGUCUCAGACCCUGCGCUUUUACGACUGCGGCGCCGUGGAAGUCAAGAGCAAGUUUGGGGCUGAAUUCCGGAGGUUCUCCCUAGACCGCCACAGGCCGGGCGAGUUCAAGGACUUCUACCAGCUGGUGGUGCAUGCCCACCACCUCACCGGUGCCGAUGUGACCAUAGGCUACGCGGACGUGCACGGCGACCUGCUGCCCAUCAACAAUGACGACAACUUCUGCAAGGCCGUGUCCAGUGCCUGCCCCCUGCUCCGAGUCUUCGUCCAGAAGCGAGAGGAGGCCGACGGCUGCAGCUUCGGAGCGGGUGCCCUGUCCAGAAAGAGGCGGAUGCUGGUGGGCCUGCGCGAGGAGGGUCUACGCCGCCGAGCGCUCCCUGCUAUUGGCCUGCCGCGCGACUUCCGGCCCGUGUCCUCCAUCAUCGACGUGGACAUCCUGCCCGAGACGCACCGCAGGGUGAGACUGUACCGGCACGGCUGCGAAAAGCCCCUGGGCUUCUACAUCCGGGACGGCACCAGCAUGCGGGUGACUGCCCAGGGCCUGGAGAAGGUCCCGGGCAUCUUCAUUUCCCGGAUGGUGCCAGGCGGCCUGGCCGAGAGCACGGGGCUGCUGGCCGUCAACGACGAGGUGCUCGAGGUGAACGGGAUCGAGGUGGCGGGGAAGACGCUGGACCAGGCCACGGACAUGAUGAUCGCCAACAGCCACAACCUCAUCAUCACGGUCAAGCCUGCCAACCAGAGGAACAACGUGGUGCGCGGCAGCCGCACGUCGGGCAGCUCGGGCCAGUCCACGGACAGCACGGCCAGCCCGCAGAGCCUGCCACCCGCGCAGAACUUCCACCCAGACGAGCUGGAGAGCGACGAGGAGGCCGACAUCGUCAUCGAGGGAGCGCUGACGCCGCCGCCGCCGCCCAUCGGCAGCCUCCUGCGCCUCAACAGCCACGGCAGCAUCCACAGACGACUGCUCAGCUCCCUGCAGGCCGACCCCCGCCACAGCCUGGCGCUGUCCCCCGGCGGCAUCGAGGAGCAUGGGCCGGCCGUCACCCUCUAGCAGCGGCUCGUGCCCGCGGCGACGGGCGGGGCGGGGGCGCGCUUCCCCGCGGACGUGGUGCGGACAAGGGGCGGAGCAAGCGUGGUCUCCUGCCCCGCCCCGCACGGUGCCCGGCUCCCUGGAAAACGCCCCGGAAGGGGCUGAGCGGUGCAGAGAACACCUCCCUGGGGUCCCCAGGAGGGAAGCUUUAAAAGCUUCCACCUUUCAAAGUGAACGCUGACAGACCAGUCUGGGCACCAGGGCGCCAGCCUACCCCUGGGGCCAGACGCAGGGCGAGCAGGGCGAGCGAGCCGCGAGUUGGUGACGUGCAUGCGUGCUCCUGCGGGGCGUCUGCCGUGUGGCAGAACAGCGCUCACAUGGACUUAAGUUCCCGGUCAUCUGCGUAUUUGGUAACUUUAAGGAGUUACACGUGUCUGCUCCAAUGAGGUUUUACAUGAACUGGAUUUUCUGUUGGAAUCCACUGUCAGGGAGGAAAAUGUACAUUCAAACGUCCACCACUAAACUUGGACCAAAUAAAGUUACCGUUCACACGGUGAAGACACUCCCAGAACGCGCUGCCCUGUGUCACGAGCUCACAGGACAGAAAACUCGGGGGUCCACGUAUUCAUUUUUUUCCUGAAUUCAUUCAGUGAAGAGCUUUUUUUUUUUUCCUUUUGGGAAACAGCUGUUGGGCGUAAACAGCUGUGACAGUAAUUGUGGUGCCUUGCACUUUUGCUCGCUCCUCCAACAAGCAAGGGGGGCGGUGCUGCGCUGAUGUUCCCCAAACCCGAGGUGCCCCCGAAAGGUAACAGCGUCUUCACUUGACGACGACGCGAUGCGAUUUUUACUAAGACAAGUAUUAUUGAACCAAAACUAAUGCUUAGUUACUGCCACAAACGAAAGGCCCUUUUACUAAGUUAUUGCUGGUUUUCUUAGCAUCUUGUUGAAUACCAAGAAGGAAAGUUCUAUUUCUUACUGCUUUAAGUUGUUAAGCAAAUGUGAAUAUUUUUUAAAAGGAAAGAAACGAGGCUUACUCUGAUACCUGUACAUUCCUGUUCAUAAUUCUGGAAGUUAUGAGCGGCUUGGGUGUGUUUCUCUACCCUGAUCUGUACUGUGCUGUUAUGUUAACAAACUUACUGUGUAUGUAUUAAAAUUUUCCUGGUUUUAUAUAUCAAAGAAUAAAAACUUGCUUCUAAGUUAACAAAA
Molecule: messenger RNA, 2309 nt
Organism: Echinops telfairi (small Madagascar hedgehog)
Lineage: Eukaryota; Metazoa; Chordata; Mammalia; Afrosoricida; Tenrecidae
Gene: PARD6G
Product: par-6 family cell polarity regulator gamma
Exons: 3
Coding region: 57-1124 (355 amino acids)
Biological process (GO): centrosome cycle; regulation of cellular localization; establishment or maintenance of cell polarity
Cellular component (GO): apical plasma membrane; nucleus; cell cortex
Molecular function (GO): protein kinase C binding
Source: RefSeq, a predicted model, not a curated record